This is a messenger RNA of Bufo bufo (common toad), 7834 nucleotides long. RefSeq names its product Ral GTPase activating protein catalytic subunit alpha 2 (gene RALGAPA2). Lineage: Eukaryota; Metazoa; Chordata; Amphibia; Anura; Bufonidae. Gene Ontology annotation, biological process: positive regulation of GTPase activity; regulation of small GTPase mediated signal transduction. Gene Ontology annotation, cellular component: nucleus; cytoplasm. Gene Ontology annotation, molecular function: GTPase activator activity. The record is from RefSeq and is a predicted model, not a curated record. The transcript has 39 exons. The coding region runs from base 241 to 6012 and encodes 1923 amino acids.
CCGGGUCUGACGUUGGAGCUGGUCAGUUCCGUGUUUACACACCCCAGGGAGGAAGACAGGAAAGAGAGGGCAGAGAGCCGGGAAGCAGCGCAGGGAGGGCGCACAGCCACAGCAGCACAGAGGACGGACUGCUGCAGCACCAGUCAUCCUGCAGAACAAAACAAGUGCCUGGGACAUGCAGCAGUGACCCCGGCAGCAGCCCGCACCAGAGCCCGCGUCUGAUCCCCCGCUGCUGACGGCAUGUUCUCCCGCAAAAGUCAUGGAGACCUCAAGAAAUCUACACAGAAAGUUCUGGACCCAAAGAAGGACGUCCCCACCCGGCUGAAGCACCUGCGAGCGGUGCUGGACAUUCAGGAGUGGAGUGAAUUAAAGCAAUUCUUUGAAGCGCACUAUUCUCAGAUUUAUUUUAUCUUCUAUGAAAAUUUCAUUACACUGGAAAGUAGCUUAAAGCUAAAAGGGAAUAAAUCUCAAAGGGAGGAGCUGGACUCCAUCCUAUUUCUUUUUGAAAAAAUUCUACAACUACUACCUGAAAGGAUUUUCUACCGCUGGCAGUACCAUAGUAUAGGUUCAGUUUUAAAGAAGCUUUUACACACUGGAAAUUCUAUAAAGAUACGAUGUGAAGGAAUGCGGCUGUUUCUUCUCUGGCUUCAAGCACUGCAGACAAAUUGCGGAGAGGAGCAGGCACUAAUAUUUGCAUGUCUUGUUCCUGGCUUUCCUGCCGUCAUGUCAUCUCGAGGUCCUUGCACACUGGAUACCCUCAUAAGUCCUACUUAUAAUUUACCUGAUGGUAAAGUCUAUCCUGAGGAAAUCACCCCUCUUGUACCAGUGGUGUCUGGUGAAAAAUCCCCCGAUGAUCCAAGCUGCUUUUUCUUACAAAUGCUGUUGAAGUACAUGGUAAUACAGGCUGCAAGCUUGUCUUGGAGAAAUAAGGAGAACCAGGACACGGGCUUCAAGUUUCUAUUUAACUUAUUUAGGAAGUAUUAUCUGAGUCACUUAUUUCCGUCAUUUAAUAAAUUGUCGAACCUUUACAAGCCUGUACUUGAUGUUCCGGAUGUCAGACCAAAGCCAAUGUAUGUCACUAUAACCCGGAACAAUGAAAGCCUUUAUAGCACGAAAAUCCCUUACAUGGCAGCUAGAGUCGUGUUUAUCAAGUGGCUUGUCACAUUCUUUCUGGAAAAGAAAUAUGUAGCAUCUUGUCAAAGCGCUAAGAACGGAGGGGAGGUUCUACCCAGACUGAUCCAGACUGUGUCUGCGAUGAAUGUGAACCAAGAAAAGAACGUAGAAGCGGAGUCCACUGGAGCCCAAGAGCAGGAGAAGAACCACUCGAACAGCAGCACGUUGUCCGACCGGAGACUCAGCAACUCCAGCUUGUGCAGUAUAGAGGAGGAUCACAAGAACGUGUACGACAUGGUGCAGAGGAUUCUCCUGUCCACACGAGGAUAUGUCAACUUCAUCAAUGAGGUCUUCCGGCAGGCAUUCUUACUACCGGCGUGUGAUGUCUCUGCCACAAGGAAGGUUGUGAAAGUUUACAGGAAAUGGAUUUUGCAAGACAAGCCUGUUUUCAUGGAGGAACCUUCAAAGACCUCAAUCAACCAUGAGAGUUUGCCAGUUUUUGAGUCAUCUGUAACAGAGACGGAUAGCAAGCAGGUCCCGGCAGAGCAGAGUGGACACAAGCGCUCGUCUAGCUGGGGGAGGACGUACUCGUUCACCAGUGCGGUCAGCCGAGGCUGCGUGUGUGAGGAUGAGAACAUGGAUGUCAAAGCGGGGGAUCAGGCUACUUUACAGGUUUUCCUGACCAACUCGGCCAAUGUGUUCCUGUUGGAGCCAUGUCCAGAAGUCCCUAUGCUGUUGGAGGAGCAAGUGGAGGCCUGCAAAUCUGUGUUAAGCAUUUAUCGGCGAAUGAUCAUGGAUCUCAUGAUGGAUAAACGGACAUGGGAGCAGAUGCUACAGAUACUACUACGGAUAACAGAAGCAGUUGUUCAGAAACCAAAGGAUCCCUCAAAAAAAGACGUGUUCUCUCAGGAUCUUGCGGGGGUGUUAUUCCGGACACUAAUUGUAGCUUGGAUCCGAGCCAAUCUGAGUGUUUUUAUCUCUCGGGAGCUGUGGGACGAGCUGCUGAGCGUUCUGUCCUCGCUCACCGACUGGGAAGAGCUCAUCAGCGAGUGGUCCAAGAUCAUGGACUCGCUUACUGCGGUGCUAGCGCGGACUGUGUAUGGACUGGACAUGAACAGUUUACCCUUGGACAAGCUGAGUGAGCAGAAGGAGAAGAAACAAAGGGGGAAGGGUUGCUAUGCUGAUCCUCAGAAGGGGGCAGCAGUGGGCAGAUCAUUCUCUUUGAGUUGGAGAAAUCAUCCAGAUGCUCACGAACCAAUGAGAUUCCGCAGUGCUACUACCUCUGGGGCUCCCGGUGUGGAGAAGGCCAGGAACAUGGUGCGGCAAAAAGCCACAGAAGUGGAUGAGUUGCAGCAGCCAUUGGAAGUCAGCUGUGAAUCGGGAGGAGUCGGCUGUCAGGAGCCCCAGGAGCUAACGCGCUGUAGCAGUACUUCUGAUAUAACCGAGCAGUCAUGUCCUGACUCAUUGCAAGAGCAGAAAAAUGAAAACACUAAUGAAUGUUCCCAGGACUCGAUCUCUGCUCCAGAAGAAACCACUGAUGGCGGGGUGAAGGAUGCUGACGGGCCAGUGAUUAUGAUCCGGAGGAGUAGCAGUCCAGCGGAAUUGGAGUGGCAUUCCGAUACUCAGCAUUCAAAUGGAAGAAUUUCUGAUCAUGACAGAGUUGAAAGUGUCAGCAGUGAUGUGACAAAUGGAUACGGUCAGGAAGCAGAAUAUCUGAUGCCAUGGCAGAACUGUGAGGACGAGCCUGAAGUCACUACACCUAUGGAUGUGGCCAUCGACCACGAUGCACGGCAGUGGCUGCAGCUCACUCCCCCUGAUCCUGCAGCUCCUCUGACAGAUAGCAGCGAGUGUCUUGCUGGGGACUGCAGCAUCAUAGCUGGCGGCAAUUUAUCUGGCUGGCAUCCUGACUCUGCAGCUGUUUUGUGGAGAAGAAUCUUAGGAAUACUCGGAGAUGUGAACAAUAUCCAGUCCACAAAAAUCCAUGCCAAGGUGUUUGUUUACCUCUACGAGCUGUGGUACAAGCUGGCUAAGAUUAGAGACAACUUAUCAAUCAGUCUGGACAAUCAGUCUUCCCCUUCGCCCCCCAUUUUGAUCCCACCGCUUCGAAUGUUUGCCUCUUGGUUGUUUAAGGCAACUACUCUGCCCAGCGAGUAUAAGGAAGGCAAACUGCAGGCGUACAAGCUGAUAUGUGGCAUGAUGACAAGACGCCAAGAUGUCCUACCAAACUCUGAUGUUUUGGUUCAUUUUUAUCUUGUCCUGCACAAUGGCCUCAAUCAUGAAGAUCAAGACAUUGUGAAUACAAUCAUAAAGCACUGCUCCUCCAGCUUCUUCUUCCUCGGCUUGCCUGGAUACACAAUGCUGAUAGGAGACUUCAUUGCAGCUGCGGCCAGGGUUCUGAGUACAGACAUGUUCGAGGCACCACGUCUGGAAGCACAGAUCAUUUUGGGAUCCCUUGUUUGCUACCCAAACAUUUAUAAAGACCUCCCCUUGCUCGAGUCGUCCAGUGGACUGAAUGAUGUCAUCAUAGACAACAAGGACAUCAAGAGCAUUUUGAUUGACAUUUUGCUCAAGAACGCCAGGGAGGAGCAAAAUGAAUCGGCAAGGUGCAUUGCAAUCUGCUGUCUUGGGAUAUGGAUCUGUGAAGAGCUGGUAGAGAAUACCAAUCAUCCUCAGCUUAUCGAUGCGGUUAAUGUUAUUGGAGUAACACUAAAGUUUCCCAAUAAAGUAGUCGCCCAGGUGGCCUGCGAUGUGCUCCAGCUUUUGGUUUCUUACUGGCGAGAACUUCAGGACCCCGAUUUGCCUUUGUGUGGAAAGAUCACGGAGAUUUUGAUAGCAACUAUUUCGUUCCUUCUGCCGAGUGCAGAGAACUCCUCAGUGGAAACAGAUAAAAAGUUUAUAGUGUCCUUGUUGCUGUGCCUGUUGGACUGGUGCAUGGCUCUUCCCCUCCAGACAUUACUUGAGCCUAUAUCUACAUCUUCCCUUGAAGACACAAAUAUGCCCAAACCUUCCCUCCUUGACUAUAUUUACAGGGUUCUACAUUGCUGUGUGUGUGGCUCUAACACAUACACUCAACAAAGCCAGUAUAUUCUGAGCCUGGCUGACCUCUCCUCCAUUGAAUAUGAUCCAUUUCUACCCCUGGGGAGCGUGAAGAAUUCUGAGCCUCCACCUUCAUUUUCCUCCUCUGACUUCAGCAACCUCUUGACCGUGGCAGAAGAAAAGAAAAGGCGAAGCCUGGAGCUCAUCCCUCUAACUGCACGUAUGGUCAUGACACAGCUCGUCAACCAUCUUGGACACUAUCCUCUGAGUGGAGGCCCAGCUAUUUUACAUAGUCUGAUAAGUGAGAACCAUGAUAACCCGUUUGUGGAGGCAACUGAGCUUUCAAACGAUGUAUUCCGAAGCCCUAACCUGCAACUUUUUGUAUUUAAUGAUAGUGCUCUUAUUUCUUAUCUGCAAAUCCCUCCAGCAAAUUCCUUUGAGAGAGACUCAACAACCGGGGUGCCCGGCGAUGUGCGGGUAAUUGUCCGAGAUAUCUCAGGGAAAUACUCUUGGGAUGGUGGAAUCAUGUAUGGCCCGCUAGAGUGCCCCUCAGUGGCCACAAAACAAAGAAGACUGGAAAGUGGACAACAGGGUUGUAGUGACCAGAAUAUGACGCAGUCAGAUUUCUUUGACGGGGAUGAAUUGGAUGCCCUUGAUACAUUACUGGAAAAACUUGGCAGCACAAGUCCAGAGUGCCUACAGCAUCCGGAGCUGAGGCUGAACGAGCCAGCUUUACCUCCUGUUGGAAUGAGCCAAGAACAAGAAGAGGAGAUCAUACAGGCAAUCGCAAGACAAAGUGCCAGUGAGACUGAGCACAUCGAGAGAUGUAACUGUGACCCUAGUGUGAAGGUUUCAUCCCAGGAAGAACCCAGCACUGCUGAGCCACAAGCACCUUUUUAUUUCUGUAGACUUUUGUUAAAUGAUCUGGGAAUGAAUUCCUGGGAGAAAAGAAAUAAUUUCCACCUGCUGAAGAAAAAUUCCAAGUUGUUACGAGAGCUUAAGAAUUUGGAUUCCAGGCAGUGCCGCGAGACCCACAAGAUCGCUGUGUUUUACAUUGCUGAAGGGCAGGAGGAUAAGUGCUCCAUACUUUCCAACAGCGGAGGAAGCAAAGCUUAUGAAGAUUUUGUAGCAGGCCUCGGGUGGGAGGUCGAUCUUUCGACUCACUGUGGGUUUAUGGGUGGUCUACAGAGAAAUGGAAGCACGGGACAAACUGCACCUUAUUACGCUACCUCUACUGUUGAAGUGAUCUUUCAUGUGUCCACACGCAUGUUGUCUGAUUCAGAUGAUUCACUGACUAAAAAGCUCCGGCACCUUGGAAAUGAUGAAGUUCACAUUGUUUGGUCUGAACAUACCAGGAACUACCGAAGAGGCAUUAUACCUACAGACUUUGGAGAUGUUUUAAUUAUUAUUUACCCAAUGAAGAAUCGGAUGUAUUUUAUAGAAAUAAUGAAGAAGCCAGAGGUGCCAUUUUUCGGUCCCCUUUUUGACGGCGCUAUUGUGACAGAAAAGCUGUUGCCAACUCUUGUGUGUGCAACCUGUAUCAAUGCCAGCAGAGCUGUCAAGUCCCUUAUCCCUCUCUACCAGAGCUUCUAUGAGGAAAGGGCUCUGUACCUUGAAGCAAUAAUUCAGAACCAUAGAGAAGUGAUGACAUUUGAAGACUUUGCUUCUCAAGUGUUCUCUCCGACUCCCAGUUACUCUCUGGUUGGCUUGGGUCUCCCUUCAAGUACCAGUUCUGAUCUGUCAGUGAGCACAGGACCAGAACCGCCAGAGCCCUCCUCUCCAACACUAACACGCGCCACCAGAACUAAAGUUUCGGGAAAGCUUCGACGCUCUGCCAGUGCUGUCAGCAAAUCUUCCAAUUGAAAGCACUUUUUUAUACUGAACUCUAGUGAAGAGCUGUUUUUAAUCUAAAAAGAAAAAAAUCUAUAUAAAUCUGACUUUGCACCUGUGACUAUAACUUUUUAAAGGACUAGCUGUGCAAUGUUGUAAUGUGUGUCUAACGGGGCAGGACCCCCCCUGGGCAGGUUGUUAGUAAACCAUCCAUUAGGCGCUGAGGUAUGAUGCAACUCUGUAGCAUUGAUGGAGGCAAAAGGAUUAUCUGGCAAAGUGGAAUGAUGCAACAGCUCCAAAGGACAAGGGACCUCAUACCCAGGAAGCACAGCAACACUUCUCGUAAGGCAUUUUAGGUAUUAAGGAUGUGAUUGCCUCACGUUGUUCUGGCUGUAACACUUUCACUGCUGGGAAGUGGAACAGGGGGCACACUCAACAAUGGUUGCGGUGUCUUAAGAAGCCACGUAUAGUUCAACUUUUCUUAACCCAGGUUCCUUUCAGAAUAGGCUGAAGCGUGGAUCUGUCGGCCUUAAAUAUGUGAAUUUUUUCCCAAUGGUGUGCAUAAAUGAAGGAAGAAAAAAAAAAUUAUAUUUUCAAUUAUCUGCAGAGAUCUAAGCCCAGAGUUCUAUAGCUUGGUAGAUUGUAGGAAUUUUAAGGGAGAUGUCCACGUUGAAACCAUCUUCUGACAUCGGGAGCCGUAGGUGGAUGAGCUUCUGAUACCCAACAAUUCGGGGAUCAAGGCAAAGAGGUCUUAAGCCCCUUUAGAACCAGUUGAAAAUUUUCGGCCCAGGUUUUGAACAUUGAUUAUAGGCAUCUCAGAAGAUACUUUCAAGGUGGAUUUCUCUUUUGAGUGCAUUACAUGGCAUCUACUAUAGGAGAUCUCAGAUAUGCUUCAUUCUCUCUUUUUGUUUCCACUGUUCUCUCGUUUUUUUUUUUUUUUUGUUUUUUUUUUGCAUGGUUUCCACGCCUAUUUAUACAAUUCUGUUUUAAGUGUUUUAGUCGAGACCCACAUUCCCCAAAUGAAGAAAAAAAAAAACUUGUUCAUUUACCGUUUUGCUGAAGGUUCAUGUUUAAUUGAGCGUAUUGUCGUCGUGGCCUUGGAUGUCGUUUUCACAUCUGUAAUGGAUACUGCUUACUUUUUCGUGUGACCUUCUGCCUUUAUGGUCUUCUGGAUUAGCUGCUUAGGAAGUUGUUCAAUGUGAUUUAUUUCUGUUCAGUUCCAUUAGUUAUAUGAAGUAGAGAUGUCUUUCAAUGCAGCUGGAUGCAUAUUCGGGCACUUGUGUUUUUUGUGUGUGUCUAUGGGAUUUUUGCACUAAUUUAAGUGAUUUUUUCUCUGUACUCUAUUCAGGUUUGUACCAAUUAGUUUGAUGUAAAUAGGGGCUGUUGAUUACACUGAAAUGUUGCUUUGUGGACUUUUAAGUGAAGAGCAGAAGCGUUCUUUCCACUUGCAGACUGAAACGGCAAAGCAUUAAGCAGUGUGAAUCUCCUGAGGCUAAAUCAACAGAUGUCUUCACAGCGAGCUAACCCGCUACUGUGUAAAUCCAUGCCUUGCAGACGCCUCUUCUACAGAGCCACCAUCUCUUGCUCAUCUCCAGCAGGUCAACUGCAAAUUAGUAGUAAUUGUGUCAUUUGCAUAUUGGAGAUACUGUAGCCGCUGUGUGUUUGUGUUAUUGUGUAGCCGGACGUUGCUCUUGAUUAGCACCUAGUGAAAAAAAGGACAGAUUUGGUCUGGCAGGAAACUUGACAUUAUUGUUAUAAGCAUUGUAAGGGGUUAAAAAAAAAAACAUGGGAGUUUAUCAAGGGACUUGUGACUAUUUUAGUUGAAAAAAAUAGUCCCCUUUUUGUCCGGCCGUGC